AUACUAACACCACACGCGCGUACGUGUUGGAAAGAGAACGGCAGCGGUGGAAGAUAUGCACAAGAGCAUACAAAAGCACCAUCCAUAAGCAUGUCCCUGCAUUGCUCAGACGGUCGUGCCUUCAAUCUUGUGCUGGAAAAAUUAAGCAGAGCGCCAGCUUAAACGCAGCGCAGCGCCUUCUUGCGGCCACCAGUUGUGAUUCACGGUCUGCGUCACAAUCCACAGUACCUUUGGAAGGCGAAAUUUACUUGUCCCGUCCAAUCGUACCCGAAAACGUGUUACCGUUAUGCUACAGCACGAGCAACGGUGGCCUCAAAGAACACUGUGAGGUCUAGUGAGUGUGUAAGUGUGUAAGUGUGUUUUUUUGUGUCCUAUUCUCGCCGUGUAAUUAUUAUUGGUAGAAACGUUUUCCGAUCUGCAUUCUUGCCGCGUCCUCCUGGACCCUGGACCGUACGUGUGGUGUGCGUAUUUGAGUGUGUAUUUCUUUUUCUUCUGUCGUUCGAUGUGUGUCUGUAUGUGUGUGCGUACGUGUGCGUGUCCAACGUCGUGCGAGACCAUCAACCGCCGCUGCUAUUGUUUUCAUCGUAAACCGAUUGGCGGUGAUCGCCGCCACACUCUACAUCCAAACGGAUUGGUCAAGCCAGCGUUGUAAUAGUGCGAUUUCGCUCCCACUACGCCAUCGCUUUCGUCGAAGCGAAGUCAGCCGUCUUGUGUGUGUUUUUUUGUUGCUGCUUUCCUUCGCGUAAGGGCCUACCCUCAACUUUCCCAGUACCCGCGAACGAUCAACUACAAAUUUGCUUCUCUCGUCCACACACACACACGCGCGCGUACACAUCCAUACGUAUACAGACGGCUGAGGCACGCGUCAGAAAGUUCUGCACUCGAGCCUGGGUGUGUGAGUGUGUGCGUGCAUGUCUCAGCACACACAACAAUCGCCGAACGUUUUUUGUUGUUGUUGUUGUUGCUUUCCCUCCGUUGCCCAAUUUCCGGUGAAGAGUUUUCUUCGGGCUCGGAUCUCCAGUAGUGACGUCAUGCUGGCAAUGCAAAGCACGAUUGGCGACGUUGGUAGCGCUAAGUGUGCAGCAGCCACCGUACGGUAAACCAAUACCACCGCGCACCGAUCGAUCAGUCAGUCAGGCGGAGAGCACACCGGAAACUGACAGCCAUCAAAUUGCACACAUCGCCGUCAUCGCCGCUUGCUGUGUGUGAGGAGGCGAAUCUACGGGCGAGAGCAGAAAACGGACGACGAGCGAAGAGGAAGCACAAAACGGAGAGAGCAUCGGAACAAGACAGAAAAAAAAGUACAGUAAAGUAUCGGCCCCCGAUCCCUCAGGAAGAAGGAACUAGGAAGGAGCGCACAGCAACGGAAGAAGUGGACCAUGCCGGUACACGGUGGGAUGCAUGAGCGCAGCAGCAGCAGGUUCAUGCCGACGUAAAAGCACAGCAGCAGCAGCUUCAUCAAGACCGCCCGCCUAGCAGGCAGCAGCAAGUCGAGUUGUGUGUGGAAGUUGAUUUAAAGGCAAAUGUGCUGCUGCUCCUGAAAAAAAAAGGGAGAAAGGAACUUCGCUUUGUGUGGUGCAGUUUUCUGUCGAGCGGACGACGAACGGAGAACGAUAUAUAUCCAGUCGACGGCGAAACCAACCCCCGAGAGAGGUGUGUGUGUGCGUAUGACUGACUGUGUGCCUGUGUGUGGGGUUGCAAAUACGGAACGCGAGUGUUGGUGCAGUUGGAAACACACUGCCUAGGGUGCGUGGGAGAGCAAAGGCAAACAAGGGGGCACAAACGAAGCCUACUACUGGCCAUCAAGGGGAAGAUCAGCGUGUAUAUCGGCGAGACCGAGAGCGAGAGAGAGAGUCAGGCGAAAGAGGACUAGGUACGUGCGACGGACAGCGAUAGCAAGGCGAAGGCUCUGGUAGAAGCAAAAAAAAAACCCCUAGCAGAGGGUGGCUAGUCAGACAACGUCACGUACAAAACGCGCGACCCCCGGGGUGUCCAGGCCGGUUUGCGGGACCUCCUCGGAGAGCGAAGAGAGAAGGUCAUAAAAGCUAGAGACGGCAGGCGAAGGGAAGCCCGCGCGGACGGACGGGCGGUGAAAGCAACGGCGGCGGCCGGAUUCGCUAAGGUGGAAAAAUAGAAGAAGCCGCACUACCGGGUUGUGUUGUGUGUUGCGGAGCUGUGCGAGCAAAAGACGCACACAUACACACACGUAGCGAGGAGUGCAAGCGACGUCGAACCGACUACAUCUCUCGAUGGCAAAGGGCACACACAACAAAGCACAGUGAACCUUGUCGGGCGCAAGACGGAAGAAGCGGGACGCAUUUCCAACGCAUCAUAUACCCCCCCUCCCCCCACCCCCAUUUGAAGACGAGGGGGCGCACAAGAUUACGAUCGUCAACCGAGGAUCGAGUGUGUGUGUGCACGCGAGCGCGCGCGCGCUCCCAGGCAGAGCGUCGUCAUCCGCCGGUCCACCGGGGUCUCGACGUGCAGACAGAGCAGGGCAGAAAAGGGAAGAUCAAAAACCGAAAAGGCGGAAUUUGAGAAGAAAAAAGCUCGCGCUCCUCGCUUGCGUUUUUUUUUUUUCGUUGGUUCCUUCUUUCUCGGUCAGCGACAGUGGUGAGCGGGCGGCAGCAAAACAACAAGGGCGAAACAGCCGUUCGAAAGGAGAGAGAGAAAAAAAAAGGAAACGAAAGACGGCAGCAGUUCAACGCGGCGAACCCAUAGUUCGGCCUGACAUUUUGGCAGAACGGCAGCGCGCCCCGUGGUUAGUAGUGUUGCGGAGCCCGAACCUGCACCAUUUCGUACGCUGUGACAGUUGAGCCCGCGCUCGCAAACAGUAGACCGGCCCGACACCGCAAGCGACGAACCCCUUGAAGGCAUUGCCUGUGUGUGCAUAUGGUUUUGCGUCUCGGCAUUUCUCUGUGCUGUUUGGUCGGGAUUGCUGAUUCGGUGGUGUGAGGUGUGAGUGAGAAGCCAAGAAGCAGCAGUAGGGGCGAAGAACACCGACCAGAGGUUGAAAAUUUUUGGUUUUUCUCGGCAAGCGAACGGAACUGGAAAGUAGCAACAACAGCCUGGGCGCAACAAAACACAAUACCCCUUUUACACAGAAGGCAGGAGAGAUAGAGAGAGGUACAGAGCGUGCGAACGAGACGGAACUACGUAUCUUCCAGCCAUCGCGAGCCGAGUGCGUUUUGUCGUCUCCACCAACAUAUACAUCGCACGCAUACAGCGCCACCUAACUCGUUCGGUAUUGUUUUACCUCGUUUUUUUCUUCUGUUUCGUGUGUGCGCCGCCGUUUUUGUUGUUGUUGGGUGGCGUGUCGUCUUUUCACCGGAAAGCGUCUUGAGCCGCGUUCUCACGGUCCCGAAUAUGCACCCGGAGCCGGACCGUGAGUCACUCAACGUCCCGGCAGUGAUGGCAGUAUCAUCCUCGAUGGCAGUGACAGUGCGUCAAGCGUUCGAAAAGACAUAAGCGUUUCUUACCCCCAGUUCCCCCCCCUCCUGCCCGGAAGUCGAAUAACAAAGUGACAGUUUCUGUGUGCAUGUGUGCGUGUUGGCAAGGAUUAAGGACAGUAUGAUACACGUGUUUGUUGUUACCAGCACCGGUCUAGUAGGGACAUCAUUUGCGUGCCUUUAGUAGGCGUUAAGAGUUUGGCAGCCAAGCGUGUGUGGUGGUUGUUGUGGCCAUAUAGUGAGGAGAAUAGGAAAGCGCAAAGGAAUCGGAGAAACAAGAUGAAAAUACACCAUCAUCGGGUACGGUUUACGAGCAGCGUUUUGUACGAUCAUAACUACCAUCGCCACCAACACCACCAGACGACGACGGAGCUACGCAACUACAGUGAGCAGCAGCAGCAGCAGUAUCGUCGUCGCUGGACGCAGGACAACGCCGAAACGGUGCGGUCGGUUGCAGCACCGGUCCGCUGUUGGUUGCAUCGGGUUGCAGCAGUCCGGCACCGCCAUCGCCACCGCUUCUCCCCCCAGCUGCCCACGGCACGCACAGCAGCAGCUGUCGGUUGCGAAACGUCCCGUCCAUAAAACGGGCUUUACUCUAGUGUGCCCGAGCAGGAAGCAGCAACAGCACAGAAGCAGCCGGCCGUGUGUGCGUUCUACGAAGCGCCCGGGUUCUGCCGGGCAAACCAACCCCCACCCGGCUUACCAUAUACAUCCAUGUGUGUGUGUGUGUUUCUCUGUGCGAAUGUUUGUGUGCAUGUAGUUUUGUGGCUCUCUGUGUGAUUGUCCCCAUGCCCCCUCCGCCCCCCCCUCCUUCGUUGGUGGGUAUUGUAUAAAGAAAACGGGGCAAAGUGCGAGCAAAUUCAGUAGUGACUCUUUAUCCCUCAGUGAGGAAACAGACAGUUUUGUUUCCAAGGCAAUCGAUUAUUAUUGUUCUUUUUGGUGAAGGAAUUUGCGCGGUUUUUCAAAUCGUGUUCUGUUCGGUUAUAAGUGAAGUGCGCCGUGCGUGUGUUGAACGCGCCUAGAUCGUGUGUGUUCCUUGACCACGCACAAACGUCCGUGGUUGCUCGCUGCCUGUUCCGCGAAACGAAAGCAAGGAGAAAAAAGGGAGAAGCAAGCGUGCGUGUGUAGUAGCAUUCUGUGUGCCUGUCCCCUGGUGCUGUCUCCUCUCUGCACCAGGUGGUGUGACUGACGGGAACAACGUCGGCGACACACGGCAACACAGCUCUCGAUUCCGGUCAUUCGAAACGCGCGUGUGCUGUGUCCUGUAGUGACGCGUGUGUGUGUGUGCAUUUGGUGUAUACGUACGUUCUACCCGACCAGGUGCUUGUUGCAUCAAUUCAACCACUCCCAAUCAAAUACAGCAGCAGCAGGUGAGCCACCAGGAGCCAGAGUCGUGUGCCUUACCUUAUUCUAGCUGUGGUGCCUUAACACCUUCCUCACCCAUCACAUCGUCAGGAUACACACGUGCGAAAGAAGGACACUAAAGGCGUUUAGAGAACGGCUCGUUUAGCUGUUCCGCUUCUUGACCCCUUAGCUCGAUCAACCAAUAUCAAUCGGUCAAAAGGAGCUGUGCGCUUCGUCGAUCAACACAGGUGCGUCGUGCGUGUGGGGUUUUGUGUGUGCACACAACACCGCCACCACCACCACCACUUCCGACACAUCCAUCAGCAAUCGUCGUUUUCCGUUUUGGAGGUAUCUACGAUUGGAACUUCCAACCCACCCAGCAGCAACGUAAGCAGCAACACUCGGACGUACGGACUCCAGGAGAGUGAAGAGAGCGAGAGAGGGAGAGAAGAAGGGAAAGAGGGACCGGUCUCCCGUGCAUGAUACAUCCGCGGCACCAACACACUUGGAAGCAAUGAAAUCAAGUGCAGUAAAAUUUUGUGCUAUACUACUAAUAAUGCUGUCAUCAGUUGUGGUUCACACAGACUGCUGUUCUAGCAGAUCGAUGCCAAAAUCAAGACCUAGGCCAGUGUCACACUUUCGCGGUGUGAUGACGUCCGCCACCACCACCUUAACGGUGAUCCGGCCGGACGCGACCUCGUCGUCGAACCGGGAACCGCCCGACACAGUUUCGACGGGGACGGACUCGCGCCUGACCGGUGGCAGUGGUGGCACGGGCGCUGGCAGUCUCGGCCGUGGUAUCAGCAGCACCGGCAGCGCGGCAACGAAAGCGAACGGUGGCGAACAGCAACCGUCGCAACGGCACGGUGGCGGCAUACCACCGGGCCGGCAGGAUGCGGGCGGCGGCGGCGGCGGUGGGCGCGUCGGCAACGAGAAGGAUCAGCUGCUGAUGCGGAUGGGCAAGUGUUCGCAGCUGUUCGAGGAGAACUACUGCCUGAACGGUGGCAAGUGUUACAACUUCACGAUCGCGAACUCAACCAUGCCCACGUGCGAGUGUGCGGACGGUUUCAUGGGUGAACGAUGUGAGUCAAAGUACCUGGAUGGGACCUACCUGAGCAUGCGCAAGCCGAAGAUACACAUCGAAACGGCGAGCAUGUAUUACGGGGCAUUUCUUGCCAUGAUGGUAGUGCUGGCUGUGUUCUACUAUCUGCACUGGCUCAACCAUUGCCGCUAGCGAACGCGGAUGGCGGCGGCGCUGGCGGCGGCGACGGUAACGUCGACGGCGUCGGCGGCGACACCAGUGAUCCGGGGCGACGGUAGCGGGACCCGGGACGUCUCAUCCCGGUGCCCGACACCACCGCCCGGGGUCGGUUCGGACCAGCGUCAAUAGUGGAGCCAAACCCCGUAAUUGGUAUGUCCCAUCCUACCCCAAACAAGCGUUUCAAUUACCGAUCCGAUCUUGGAUUCACGUUCAGACCAAACCCAUCACCAUCCCGGGCCAAACACUGGUAAUGGUUUGGCGUGUCUGAACAGGGGCUAGAGCGUGCCGGGGUGCCAGCGCACCACCACCCUUACCGUCAAGCGCAGCACCGUUCUGUGGUACGAGAUGUGGUGGAGCGUUUGCCCUGCACGUUCGAAACACAGCGCAUAGCAAAACGGUUCGAAUGUUUCGAUUCGAAUACACUUAAGUUGAUCUUUAUUAAUUUUUUUUUUAAACAAACAAAUAUAUCGAGUGACAGAGUGAGAAAGAGAGGAGAGAGAGAGAGAGUGGGGAGGAUGAUGCGCGUGACUUCGAUUAUCGUGCUCAAAUGCAGGGUUACGCACACGCGUAACGUAUUCUCAAUUACAAUUCCUUACCCCUUAAGUAGUAUUUUGUUUUUUCUUCUCCCACCUAACUGCGCUACACAAAACAUAAGCGCCAGCAGCUGUGAACAUAUGGAAAAGAGAGAAGAAAAAAAGCUGGAAGAAAAAUACGUUUAAUUAAGGUCUCCUAACCGAAGCAGUUAGAGAGGAUCCAGUCUUAAAGAAUAUAUAUACUUAUAACACGAAGGAAAGCAGGAAGGAAGAGCAUGAUGGGGGGGAUGCGCAGCAAAACAGGAUCUGAUCUAGGUUUAUCUUUUCUUAUACAUACACCCCAAUUUUUUUUUUAUGCUAAUCUCUUCCUAAUGUAAAUAACACAUCUAACCGGCAUCAUUGAGCGUCAAUGCGAACUGUAAAAUACGAACGAGUGUGAUUUAGGCGCUUGUGUAGUAGGUUAGGAUAUAUAGUAUUAAUGCAUAGUACGGAACAGACGGAAUGCGCAAACACAGAGACAAAUGACAACUACUGCAGCACACGCACACGCACCCACACGUACACCUCUAUGACAAAUCUGUACCCACUCACCCACUACACACAUCUAGACGUGGUUGUAAUAGGAUGCAAAACAAGAACAAAAAUACAGUCAUGCUGCAAAUCGUGCUGCACACCUACACACCAAUACGAGAACGAAACGAAUUUCUGAACAAAUAUCUGACUAAAACGAUGGUUGGUUGCGUGUGUGAGUGUAUGUUUUAUAGAAAACUUGAUACUGCAUUCAGUGUCUCAAAAUGCAUACCACAAUUCAUGAAAUAAUAUUUUUGAUUUUCAACACCUAUAUAAACAAUAUAUGGAACAGUAGGGAAAUUACCGGUAAAGCAGUGCCUGGAGGAAACCAGCUAAAUUGUGGGUUGGUUUUUUGUUUGUUUAAUUUUUUCAAACAAUUGUUUUAUGCUUGAAAAAUAAAAGUACUUACAACAGAACAAUUUAUUAAGGCGAAAAGAGGGGGGAGAUAAAGUGUCCUUGAGGUUAUAAUUUUGAACUCAUAAUGUGUCCCCAUAAUGAACUCAUUCAUAUUGUGUGUGUGUGUGUGUGAAACGAUUUAAACUACCGAAGCUCGAAUGUCGUACAACGUCCAGUGAAAAAAAAACACACACAUUUCAUUACUAAAAUGACGCUUAAAUAAUGUAAAAUAAUGCUCACAUUUAAAAAAAAAGACACACACAAACACACAUAUACUCUCACAUUGCAACCACCAUAACGAGUGCCUAACAGUAUAUACAACGAACGUUUACAAAACGGCAGCAGUAGUGCCUCUUAUUACAAUAGCACUCUGUGAAACACACACACACACACACACACAGAGACAAACAGAAACCACAAACACAUACACACAUUAGCUUUGAAAUUGUGAUCCGUAUGAAACAAAAAUUUGCUUUUUCGUUUUCUUUCUUUUUUUUUUCUUGCAUUUUCCAACAAAAUCACGUGUUGAAAAAGAAUUGUAAACUGGAGGAAAAUAAUAAAAAUGUAAUUUGAACAAUUGAGUGCAACACAUACAACCGUAAAUAACCAUCAGGGACCACCACCAGCCAUUUCCUGACUUCGAUUGGUGUGAUUGGUUAGAGUUUGCAUAGGCCAUUAGGAGUUUUUUUUUUGGUGUCAACUAUUGGGUGUUGGAGCUGUUCGGUGGCCGAGGCGAUAACGGCAGGACCGGGGUUCAAAUCCCAUCCAGACCACCUCCCCGUACACAGUACCUGACUACUUUGCUACGGGUAAAAUUAAGUCACAGAAAGCCAGAAAUUGGCAGGCCCGAGACCUCACGAGGUUGUAGUGCCAAGGAAGAAGAAGAAGAAGAUUGGGUGUGUGUGUGUGUGCGCGCCGGUGAAAGUGAAGCUGUUUAAUGUGGAAGAGAAAAUUUAAGCAAAUAGCAAAGUAGCAAAUCUCUCGUAUAUACGCACCCCUCUGUCUGUCCGAUGGGUAUAGACAUCGUGACAGAAACUCUCAAAUAUUUUCAUUUUUCUUUGCAAUGUUUUAAAGUACGUUUUAGUACUUCUUUUUUUUGUUUGUUUGGCCUAGAUUGUGUGCUCUCUUUAGGGUUAUAGGUACCGCGUUGGUCGUUAAGCGUCGUCGUCCAGGUUGUAAUCCACACGCACUGUAUGUCUUCCUUCACCGAGCAAAAGGGCAAACAAAUGCAUACAUGCAACGAAACAAAUGCUGCGUGUGUAAGGAUUUCGCCAAAUUUUAUUAAUCUCUUUUUGUUAUACAAAAAAAAACCAAACAAACAAGCUCAAAAAUUGUGCUCAACUUCUUUCGGCCGCAGUAGUAGGUCCAGCCUGUUUUGGGGCGUAUUAUUUAGCAAAAACGAAAACAAACAAACCAUUCCAAACUGCCGCAUACACGACACGAUGUUGGACCAAAAUUACAGGCUUAGAGUACAAUUAAAAAGUCCCCAUAUGCGAACGCGGGAACGAAGUUUUUUUUUCUUCUUUUACUUACACGCGAUGGGUCCAGUAUUAAGAAGAGAAGGGGAAAAGGAGAGAGAGGAAACAAAAACGCGGCGCGCGGGAAAUCUUCCGGUAUUGAAAGCAGCAACGAAUUUUAAAGUUUUCCCGCAUUUUUUUUUUAAUAUUCCAUCCAAAAUAUGUUAAUAAAAGCGGGGUAGAACACUUUUUAUAGGUUUAAAGAAAGGGAGGAAGUAUGUUGAAAAGGAGGGUUAAUAAGAAAGUGGGACGGCGGGGCGAUAUGUAUGUUCCAAGCAUCAGUAUUAUUCACAGACACAAUAUUAAACACUCGUAAAACAAAACAACGCAUCGUGAACGAAGAGAACGUAUAGAAACGAAUAUACGAAGAUAGUGAAACACACACACACAGACACACAUCUCCUUAAUAUAGUAACCCUUACAUCGCGUAUAGGCAGAGGAAACCUUAUUUUAUUCGAAUUAUCGCACCAAACGUGACUUGAACCGACCGAAAAAAUUACAAACAAACAAGCAAAAAACACGAAAAAGACUGGAGAGACAGAGAGAGAGAGUGAGAGAUUUAUGGGGGAAGAAAAAAUGUAUCUAACUGCGAUCAAAAAACAAAAGCGAUCGUAAAGAAAAAGUAAUAGUAAUAGCUAAAAAAAAAGAAAAGACGUUUCGACACUUUCUAUACAAUGCAGCAAGCAGAAAGGCCUUUCACUCUCACUCUCUAUUAGCGGUAUAUCAAAUGCCAUAAUGUGCGAUAAUUCUAUAUUCGUUUGGAUAUGUUCUUUAUUUGUUGUUGUUUUGUAUACUUUUUUUUUAAAUACUUACCCACGUACAUGCACACACUUACGUAAAAAGGAGGAUGGAGGAUGAGGAGUCGAAAACAACGCCGAGGGAAAAUCGAUUAGAACGAUAAAGCGGACCCGUGAGUUAAAUUACGCCUUUAAAAAGAAAGCGGAAAACGAAUAGUUAUAUUAUCCUUUAUAUAUAAACAGAUAUUAUAUUAUGCUGGCAUUAUUAAAACUGUGUUCUGUGUUGUAAUGAGCUAACGAUUAUUUUUGUAUACACUGAUUAUGCGUUGCGCGGGAGAGGCAAGUGUUGUAGCUGAUGGGGGGAAAAACGCGUUUACUAUUAUAUAAAAAUUUUCCUAGCUUAUGCUCUUCAAAGCUGGGAAAAAAGAUUCCAAGAGAAACGCUUCCGCAUAACGAAACAGAACUGACAUUUUUGUAAUACGCAAAUCAGAGGAAAGAAAAAGGGGAAUCGCGGUACCCGAAAAAUUAUCUCAUAUGGAUUAACGAAGAAGGAACAAAAAGAAAAAAGAAAACACGCACGCCUUACGUAAUGUUAACGGGGGGGGAAAAAACCGAACGAAAAAUAAAAUCGUUUUGCGAAAAGACAUAUUUUUUUUAAAAGCGAUUAUGAACAAAUGAGAUGGCGCACUGUAUGAACAAGGUUAGAUGUAAGAGAAGAACACGAAACGCUUAACGGGAAGAGAAGCAAACAAAAAAAGCGAACAAAUGACAGUGGGAGAGAUAGGUAGAGUGGGGUGGUGAACUACCCCAAUUUCCACGCCAAUCCUCUCCCCCAUACACACACACACAUAGGGCAUAGGGCGAAAAAGGAAACAAAAAAGCAACGACGCUUGAAGCAGACGGGGAAUACUAUUUAUUACUGGCAAAAGAGGAGAGUUGUUGGUGCCUUUCUUUUUAUUAUUGGUGACCGCGUGUGUGUGUGUGUGUGUGGUCACCGUUGGGAAAAGAUGAUCAAAAUUUUAUGAAAUAUACAACCUCUAUUAUAUA
Molecule: messenger RNA, 10854 nt
Organism: Anopheles stephensi (Asian malaria mosquito)
Lineage: Eukaryota; Metazoa; Arthropoda; Insecta; Diptera; Culicidae
Product: protein gurken-like
Exons: 4
Coding region: 5308-6027 (239 amino acids)
Biological process (GO): epidermal growth factor receptor signaling pathway
Molecular function (GO): receptor ligand activity; epidermal growth factor receptor binding
Source: RefSeq, a predicted model, not a curated record